CAUCUUUGAUAGGGGCAUCGUGUCCUAUCAGAGGCCUUGUGCCUCUCGCCCCUUCCAAGAUGGUCCCUGAGCGAUUAUCUGUCCGCCAUCUUGGAAUCGGGCGGGAAGUGGCGGGAGAAAGUGAGUCACGUGAGAAAGCCGCUCCGUUCCACCCCCCCCCCCCGCUGAGGGGCGGCUCAAGCGGCUAACCCGGAAGCUGCUCGCGGGAAGGGGAAGUGUCUGACUGCGGAGCUGCCACUUGGCCUCCAUGGCAGCCGCGGGGGACGCCGGGCGCAAAGGGGAGCCGGAAGCCUAAGGGACUGAGCUCCCCGCUGAACCGCUCCCCGCCCCCCUCCGCCAGUCCGCUGAGACCAGGGGCCCGUGGGGGAAGGCGAAGGCGUUGCCGGCGUCUCCCCGCGGCCGGUAGGAAGGGCCAGGCUCGCUCCCUCCGUCCCCGUUGUGUCUCGGGGCGAGCGGCCUUUCUGUUGCCCCUGGGGCUGGUAUCGUCUGUGAGCGGGGUGGGCCCUUCUCUCACCCGGGCGAAAAAGUGCCCCCCUGCCCCCAGGCUGUGGGAGAGAAAGGGCCUUUCCGCUCCCCCGGGGGUGGCCUAAUCCCCUGUGGCCCUUGACAGGGGAGGCGGCGAGAGGGAGAGAAUCGUGGGAUCCCAGCUGCUGUUGACAGAUCCAGGGAUCAGGGCCGGGAAGCGGGGUGUCUCUCUCACACACUUAGCUCUUGGGGGAGGGAGGGAGUUUGUGGCACCACCGGGGAAGAGGCGCCUCUGACCUUCAUGACUCUGCUGGAGCCGCAACACCUGAACAAGUUGAAAAACUACAUGCACUAAAAGCUGGAGAAGUUGAAUUUCACUUUAAGCGAGUGGACAAAAAGCAACAACAUGGAUGAUUUCAUCUCCAUCAGUUUGCUGUCUCUGGCUAUGCUGGUGGGCUGUUACGUGGCAGGGAUUAUCCCCUUGGCAGUUAAUUUUUCAGAGGAAAGGUUAAAGCUGGUGACAGUUCUGGGUGCUGGGCUCCUCUGCGGAACUGCCUUGGCGGUAAUUGUACCUGAAGGAGUACAUGCACUUUAUGAAGACAUUUUGGACGGAAAGCACCAUCAGGCCAGUGAGACUCAAAAUGUGAUUGAAUCUGAGAAAGCAGCAGAAAUAACAGCUGAGCAUGAGCAUGGCCAUGACCAUUCAAAAUUACACGCGUACAUUGGUGUUUCCCUUGUCCUUGGUUUUGUCUUCAUGCUUUUGGUGGACCAGAUAGGCAGCUCCCACGUGCACUCUACAGAUGACCCAGAAGCGGCAAGGUCAGGCAAUUCCAAAAUCACUACUACACUGGGACUAGUGGUCCAUGCUGCAGCUGAUGGUGUUGCAUUGGGGGCAGCAGCUUCUACUUCCCAGACCAGUGUCCAGUUAAUAGUGUUUGUUGCAAUUAUGUUACACAAGGCACCAGCUGCUUUUGGCCUGGUUUCCUUUCUAAUGCAUGCUGGGCUGGAACGGAAUCGAAUCAGAAAGCACUUGCUGGUCUUUGCAUUGGCAGCACCUGUUUUGUCAAUGGUGACAUACUUAGGGCUAAGCAAGAGCAGCAAAGAAGCCCUUUCAGAAGUCAACGCCACUGGAGUUGCCAUGCUUUUCUCUGCUGGGACUUUUCUUUAUGUUGCCACAGUGCACGUCCUCCCAGAGGUGGGAGGAAUGGGGCAUAGCCACAAACCUGAAUCAACAGGUGGGAAAGGACUCAGCCGCCUGGAGGUGGCAGCCCUGGUCCUGGGCUGUCUUAUUCCUCUAGUUUUGUCCAUUGGGCACCAGCACUAAAGGUUCAAAGUCACUUGUCUUCUCCUUGAUCUGGUGUGAGCAGUAAAUGUCAGCUGCUCUUUGCAUCGUUGUCUCUCUUACCCUAUCAUCCACCCCAUCUGCGGUAUGGAGUUCAGAGGGAAGCUUGAUUCCAACAUGAGGAAUUCUGGAAAAGCUUUUAGUGUAGCAAAAUAUACUUUGGCAGCCGGACAUAAAUUCUGUGUAAUUUUCUUUUCUGAAGACAUUUGAUAUUUUAAUUUUGAUUUCUGGCCCCUAUUCUCAGGGAAGAUGGACUUUGAAUUUUAAGAAAGGUGAGUGGGGAAGAAUAAAUGGCUCAUCAUGAAAUUGCAAUCACCAAAGUAACUCAGCAUUCACAGCUGAGAAUAAAACAAUGGAUGGAUGCAUUUUAAUAUGUGGAAAUCUUCUUACCAGUAGAAUAGGAGAAUCUCCCCUACAAUUUUUUUAUAUUGUCCUGACAUAUGUGACUGAUCCUUGUAAUAUCAGUGCCACAAGCCUUGCUGUAAAGAUGCAGUACUCAAAAUUCUGGGUAAUGCACUUGUUGCAAAAGACAAUAACUGUGGAUUGGAAAAAACGUUAUUGGACAAAGAUUAGAGGAAGUCUAGGAUGUGAGAAUUCAGCUAGUUUAGUAAGUGGAGAUGACUUUUGCAUUGCAUUUCCUGGAUUAACACAAAGGAACCAAGGAAGUCUUAGAAACAAGGAAAUACUCUGUUUUUACUUGGUUUAUGCAAUGGCUUGUUACAUUAUUUAACAAAAAAAACAAA
Messenger RNA from Dermochelys coriacea (leatherback sea turtle), 2550 nucleotides. It is a transcript of the gene SLC39A9, whose product is annotated as solute carrier family 39 member 9. Gene Ontology annotation, biological process: zinc ion transport; transmembrane transport. Gene Ontology annotation, molecular function: metal ion transmembrane transporter activity. Gene Ontology annotation, cellular component: membrane. The record is from RefSeq and is a predicted model, not a curated record. The transcript is spliced from 7 exons. NCBI's taxonomy places the organism in Eukaryota, Metazoa, Chordata, Testudines, Dermochelyidae. The coding region runs from base 872 to 1789 and encodes 305 amino acids.